Papaver somniferum (opium poppy) is the source of this 2588-nucleotide messenger RNA. Its product is annotated as probable leucine-rich repeat receptor-like protein kinase IMK3. Gene Ontology annotation, biological process: protein phosphorylation. The coding region runs from base 144 to 2342 and encodes 732 amino acids. The record is from RefSeq and is a predicted model, not a curated record. The transcript is spliced from 2 exons. Gene Ontology annotation, molecular function: protein binding; ATP binding; protein kinase activity. NCBI's taxonomy places the organism in Eukaryota, Viridiplantae, Streptophyta, Magnoliopsida, Ranunculales, Papaveraceae.
UCAAAUCCCUGCUCACCACCACCACCACCACCUCUCUCCACUCUCACUCACCUCCAUUCAUCUUCUCCUCCUCCUCCUUCAUCAGCUCCCGCGAGCCGACGGUCAAUCCAUUUCAUUCCGUCACAUUUCUGUGACAUUUUCAAAUGGUCAUACAACUUCUGCUACUGUUUUUGGUGUUCCAACAGAGUUUAUGUUACCAAUUAGAUGGAGUUGUUGUGACAUUAGGAGAUCAUGAUGCACUUGAAGCGAUUAAGAACGGAUUAACCGAUCCGUAUGGGUAUUUGAAGAGUUGGAAUGAUUCUAAUUCAGGAGCUUGUUCCGGUGAUUGGGUUGGUAUCAAAUGCGCACAGGGUCAGGUUAUUGCGAUACAACUUCCAUGGAAAGGGUUGAGCGGCCGGUUAUCGGAGAAAAUCGGUCAGUUAUCGGCUCUUCGUAAGAUUAAUUUCCAUGAUAAUGAAAUUACUGGUAUGAUUCCUAAUUCAAUUGGGUUUUUAAGAAAUCUUAGAGGUGUUCAUCUUUUUAAUAAUAAAUUUUCUGGGUCUAUUCCUGUUUCGAUUGGUUCUUGUCCUAUGCUCCAAACACUUGAUUUAAGUAGCAAUUCACUCACCGGAAUCAUACCGGAGAGUAUCGCCAAGUCUACAAAGCUUUAUAAACUAAAUCUCAGCUUCAAUUCAUUGUCUGGGGCAGUCCCAAUUAGUCUUACUCGUUCAAAUUCACUCACAUUUCUUGCAUUAGACAACAAUAAUCUUACUGGCUCUGUUCCUGACACUUGGGGUAGUGGAAAAGAAGCUCAGCUUCAAAUCCUAACUCUUGAUCACAACUCUUUAUCUGGAAAUGUUCCAAAUUCGUUGAGCAGAUUGGGUAAUCUUGAAGAAAUUUCAAUGAAUCAUAACAAGAUUAAUGGAACGAUUCCGAAAGGGAUUGGUUCUCUUUCGAAGCUUCGGAUUCUUGAUUUAUCAGAAAAUGAUCUUAGUAAUGAGAUUCCGGUGUCACUAUCGGAUUUACCUAAGCUCAGUUCUUUCAAUGUGUCGUACAACAAUCUUUCUGGUUCUGUUCCAUUUUUUCUCUCGAACAAGUUCAAUUCCAGCUCUUUUGUUGGAAACCUUCAGCUAUGUGGUUUUACUGGUUCGCCUCCGUGCCCGUCGCUCCCACCUUCUCAAGUUCUCCCAUCUUCUCCAUCGGAAACUUCAAAAAAUAGUGGUCGGAAGUUUAGUCUGAAAACCAUACUUCUCAUAGCUUCAGGAGCCUUAUUGGGGGUUCUGAUAAUACUAUGUAUUAUAUGGAUUUGUUGUAUGCUGAGCAGAAGAAGUAAAGCUUCGAAAUCAAAGAACGGCGACAACGUUCGGAAAGUCACCACUACUGCUGCCGCAGGAGAGAAAGGUGUUGCGGUAUCUGGAACUGAAAUUGAAGCAGGUGGUGAUAUGGGAGGGAAACUAGUACAUUUUGAAGGGCCUUUAGUGUUUACGGCCGAUGAUUUAUUGUGUGCGACUGCGGAGAUAAUGGGGAAGAGUAAUUAUGGGACUGUGUACAAAGCUACAUUGGAGGAUGGGAGUCAAGUUGCAGUUAAGAGGUUGAGGGAGAAAAUUGCGAAGAAUCUCAAGGAAUUUGAAGGGGAAGUUAAUGGUCUUGGGAAGAUCCGACACCCGAAUCUCCUGUCACUUCGAGCUUACUACAUGGGUCCUAAAGGAGAGAAACUUCUUGUCUUCGAUUUCAUGCCCAAAGGGAGCCUUGCAUCUUUCCUCCAUGCUCGAGGACCGGACACCCCAAUCGAUUGGCCAACUAGAUUGAGCAUAGCGAUUGGAGCAGCACGAGGGUUGAGCUACCUUCACGCCAAUGAGAGCAUAAUUCAUGGUAACCUCACAGCUGCCAAUAUCCUACUCGACGAGCAAACAAAUGCAAAGAUCGCCGAUUAUGGUCUAUCACGCCUCAUGACCACCAAUGCCAGCUCAAGUGUGGUUGCAACUGCCGGUGCACAAGGCUACAGAGCACCUGAGCUAGCAAAAGCCAAGAACUUAAGCACAAAGACCGAUGUUUACAGUCUUGGUGUAAUAAUGUUAGAGCUCUUGACAGGGAAAUCUCCAGGUGAGCCAAUGAACGGAAUGGAUUUGCCUCAAUGGGUGGCAUCAAUUGUUAAUGAGGAAUGGACAAACGAAGUAUUCGACCUUGAGCUAAUGAAAGAUGCAAACAAUGGCGACGAACUGCUUAACACAUUGAAAUUAGCUCUGCAUUGUGUUGACCCAUCACCUGCUGCCCGUCCAGAGGUUCACGAAGUCCUGCAACAAUUGGAGAAAAUCAAACCAGCUGAAUUGCCUGUCAGUUCCGGGGAGGAUGGUGGCGACUAAAAUCGGUUCCUAUAGCAUACAUACAGCUACGAGUUCAUUCAUUGUUUUCCAAUAUUAAUAAGUUAUAAGUUAAAUUCUUUCAUUCAUUCGUGAGAACUCCUCUUACGCAAAUAAUGAGUUCUCUGAACAAGUUGUUCUGUUGUUGUACUCUUCUGUUUGUAAUUAUAGCCUAUAGGCAUUGUAUCAGUUAUCACAUAAAUGUUGUAUCACUGUUCUUAUGUCUUAUAAACUGAUUUCUUCUUUCCA